This is a messenger RNA of Hymenoscyphus albidus, 1082 nucleotides long. The record is from the annotation of a GenBank genome assembly. NCBI's taxonomy places the organism in Eukaryota, Fungi, Ascomycota, Leotiomycetes, Helotiales, Helotiaceae.
AUGUCGUACCCUGCCUUGGAUGAUAAGCUCCCUGUUCAUUUGAUUUUCCGAAAUGCGCCUACUGCGAGAACUUUCCGGCAAGCAAAGCUUCAACAUCAACCAAAAUAUUCAGAGCAACGCCCUCGUAUUCCACAAGGGUUUCAACAACUUCACGAUAACGAGUGGCCACUCUACCCAGAACUUCUCCGACGCUGUGUAAUUGCAGACGAUACCCGAGUUCUCAAAUAUGUGAGGAAGGGUAUAUCAGAUCUUGAAAGUGAGAAGCAUGCACUGGACAUUGUACGGGAACAGACGGGUGUUCCUGUACCUCGGGCAAUCAGCUACAGUGCUACGAAGGACUUUCAGCAGUGAAGGACUUUCAGCAGUUGGAAAUGCACCGUAUCGAUGGUGAAACACUCGAAAACUGCUGGGCUACAUUAUCAGAUCAAGAACGACGCAAUGGCGCCAGACAGGUUAUUGCGUACUCCAGAGAUUUACACAAACUACAAAACACAAUGUUAUCUGCCAUAACUUCCCGGGGAACAAUCAUUGAUCGGAUACCAUUCGAAAGGCCCCUGAGUGCAAGAGGUUUCAUUGUCUCCUGGACGACACGUUACUCAAAGAAUCCAAAAGUCUUAUCUUUCAUUGAGGAAAGACUCUGUUUCUGCGACCAGACUAUUGUGGUCACACACCUUGAUCUUUAUCUAGCGAACAUCAUUAUUAAGGAGAGAGUUGUUUCUGCCCUAAUAGAUUUCGAAAGCUGUGUCUACGUUCCUAAGUUUUGGGGGGCUCUUGAAAUAUUCCGACGCGCGGCGCAACGACCAGACAGGUGGUUUACAAUACUCAAGGAGGAGUUUUCGCAACACCUGGACGCUGAUACCAUAGUAGCCUUAGAGGAUUUGGCACGGCUUUAUGUUGCUUUUGGGAUUUUUGCCGAAGAAGAUAUAGAUCCUAUCAAGCGGGAAGAGUCUCGGGAUCGAGGCUGGCAAUUAGUAAGAGACUUGGUUGGAAUUGGACAAGAGAGAGACACACCAGAAGCAGAAUAUGAAAUGUUGGCUCCCUUGACAGUGGACCAUCCUUGGUGGAGAGACCGGGCGUUUUAA